This is a messenger RNA of Myotis myotis, 1597 nucleotides long. RefSeq names its product calcium binding protein 2 (gene CABP2). Gene Ontology annotation, molecular function: calcium ion binding. The record is from RefSeq and is a predicted model, not a curated record. Lineage: Eukaryota; Metazoa; Chordata; Mammalia; Chiroptera; Vespertilionidae.
AUGCUCCGGGUCCGCGGCCGGGAGCCUCCCGGGGGUGGCCCCGCCCCGGCCCGGCCCGGCCCCCGCCUGAGUCACGCGCCCGCGCCCGCCCCGCCCCGCGCUCCCCGCAGCGAGCUCCGCCCAGCCCCCCUGGGCCGGUGGAGGGCUGGCCGCCUGGAGCUGGUGUGCGAACACUGGAUUUGCAUCAGCAGAGCCAGCUUGGCCUCCCAGACGCUGCCCUGGUUGGUGGACCACAUGCCCCGCUGUUGGCUGCAGCCCCACGCGCCCUCCACGCAGCAGGAGCGGCCUGGGAAUGUGCCCCAGGCCGAUGCCUUUCCUGCUCCCCUGAGGCUGGCCCCAGAGUGUCGCCACUCCUACCAGGGGGUGCUGAGCUCCAUCCAGGCGGGGAGCAGAAGCUGGGGGCAGGACUUCGCCAGGACCGGGGAGACCGGAGUGGGGCGGUGCCCCUCGGCCAGCAAGAGGGGCCAAGCCCUCGUCUCCAUGGCCCUUCCUCAGGGCCCAGAGGGUGACAGCCUCCCCCCGGGGGACCCCAAGGCCUCUGAGGACACUGCGGGGCCCAGCCAGGCCCCUGCCAGCCCCGCAGUCACCAGGCGGCGGCUCCUGCUGCGGGAGCUGGAGGCCCAGGUGCAGGCGGCCUAUGGGCAGACUCACUGGGAGCAGCUGGGGCUGGCGGGAGCCCACGGCCUGCGAGAGGCCCAGCCAGCGGCCCCAGACACCAGGCCUGGCAUGGUUCCUGGGCCCAUGGGAAACUGUGCCAAGCGGCCCCGACACUGGGGACCUCAGGGCAGUUGGCUGUGGCCUGGCUCCCGCCCAGGGGGCUCCCCCCACAGCCCCAAGGAGCCUGGGGGCCCCAGACGGGGCGUCCAGGGCUACUCGGUGCUCAGCAGCCUAGUGGGGCCUGCCUGCAUCUUCCUGCGGCCCAGCAUCGCUGCCACCCAGCUUGACCGGGAGCUGCGGCCAGAGGAGAUUGAAGAGCUGCAGGCCGCCUUCCAGGAGUUUGACCGAGACCGGGACGGCUACAUUGGCUAUGGGGACCUGGGCGCCUGCAUGCGGACGAUGGGCUACAUGCCCACUGAGAUGGAGCUCAUCGAGAUUUCACAGCAGAUCAGUGGCGGGAAGGUGGACUUUGAAGACUUUGUGGAGCUGAUGGGCCCCAAGCUGCUGGCCGAGACGGCAGACAUGAUUGGCGUCCGGGAGCUGCGGGAUGCCUUCAGAGAGUUUGACACCAAUAGGGAUGGCUGCAUCAGCUUGGGCGAGCUCCGGGCGGCCCUCAAGGUCCUGCUGGGGGAGCGCCUCACCCAGCGGGAGGUGGACGAGAUCCUUCAGGACAUUGACCUCAACGGGGACGGCCUGAUCGACUUUGAAGAGUUUGUGCGAAUGAUGUCUCGCUGAGCCUGCGCAGAAGCUGGAGGCAGCAGAGAGGACUUGAGACCACAGCCACUGCCCACGAGUGUGUUCCUGGAAGCCCACUGCCUCCAGUUGGGACCCUCUGCCUCUUCCCCCCAUCCCCCACCUGUGUGCAAUGCCCUUGUCUGCCCUCACCCCACCCCCACUCCCCCACCAAGCCCAUCUCUGUUUCUCUGACAAUAAAGUACCA